This is a messenger RNA of Salmo salar (Atlantic salmon), 1645 nucleotides long. RefSeq names its product creatine kinase M-type. The record is from RefSeq and is a predicted model, not a curated record. Gene Ontology annotation, biological process: phosphocreatine biosynthetic process. NCBI's taxonomy places the organism in Eukaryota, Metazoa, Chordata, Actinopteri, Salmoniformes, Salmonidae. Gene Ontology annotation, molecular function: creatine kinase activity.
GGGCAGCCAAUGGCUGCGUGUCUAACCGGUAUAUAAGCAGAGGGCAAGGUCCUUCAGAGUUGGGUGACCUCUAUAUUUUGGCUCUGGUGAACAGGAUCUGAUCCCAAGGACUGUUACUUUUUUUCUUGUCUGGUCUGCAGUGUUAAACACAAUCAUGCCUUUCGGUAACACCCACAACAACUUCAAACUCAACUUUAAAGUUGAGGAGGAGUACCCUGACCUCACCAAGCACAACAACCACAUGGCCAAGGUGCUGACCAAGGACAUGUACGCCAAGCUGAGGGACAAGCAGACAUCCUCCGGCUUCACCCUGGAUGAUGUCAUCCAGACCGGAGUUGACAACCCUGGUCACCCCUUCAUCAUGACCGUUGGCUGCGUGGCUGGUGAUGAGGAGUCCUACGAGGUCUUCAAGGAUCUGUUGGACCCCAUCAUCUCAGACCGUCAUAGUGGAUACAAGCCCACAGACAAGCACAAGACUGACCUGAACUUCGAGAACCUGAAGGGAGGUGAUGACCUGGACCCCAACUACGUCCUGUCCAGCCGUGUGCGUACCGGGCGCAGCAUCAAGGGAUACACCCUGCCCCCCCACAACAGCCGUGGCGAGCGCAGAGCAGUGGAGAGACUGUCUGUCGAGGCCCUGGACACCCUGGACGGUGAGUUCAAGGGAAAGUACUACCCCCUGAAUAAGAUGACCGAUGCCGAGCAGGAGCAGCUGAUCGCUGACCACUUCUUGUUUGAUAAGCCCGUCUCCCCUCUGCUGCUGGGCGCUGGUAUGGCCCGUGACUGGCCCGAUGCAAGAGGAAUCUGGCACAACGAUGCCAAAAGCUUCUUGGUCUGGGUGAACGAGGAGGAUCACCUGCGUGUCAUCUCCAUGGAGAAGGGUGGCAACAUGAAGGAGGUCUUCAGACGCUUCUGCGUUGGUCUGAAAAGGAUUGAGGAGACUUUCAAGAAGCACAACCAUGGCUUCAUGUGGAAUGAGCAUCUCGGCUAUGUGCUGACUUGCCCAUCCAACCUGGGAACCGGCCUGCGCGGUGGCGUGCACGUCAAGCUGCCUAAGCUGAGCACACAUGCCAAGUUUGAGGAGAUCCUAGGCAGGCUGCGUCUGCAGAAGCGGGGCACAGGUGGCGUGGACACCGCCUCCGUGGGUGGAGUGUUCGACAUCUCCAACGCUGACCGUCUGGGCUCCUCCGAGGUGGAUCAGGUCCAGAUGGUGGUCGACGGUGUCAAGCUCAUGGUGGAGAUGGAGAAGAAGCUGGAGAAGGGAGAGGCCAUCGACGGCAUGAUCCCCGCCCAGAAGUAAAGAGUUGUUGACGUCGCUAUUCAUCUUUUGUUUUUCUAUUGUCAAGUCACGUGAAAUCGAGCCAACCAACUGCCGCGCAGAGGGAACUGAAGGUCGCUCUAGAGACUCUUGACUGCUGCUCACAUCUUUUUCUUCAGCCUUUAUUUUUCUCCUUUUUUCCCCCCCUUUUCUUCCUUCAGACGGUUUUUUCCACUUCUCUCCUGUUCAGUCAGUAACAUCCUGGGAUCAGUCUCCACUAGUCGGCUUGCCUGACUGAUGUGGCAUCACCUUAAUUUGAACUUUGGUUCUAAAAAGUUAUCAUUUAAAUUGUGAUUCAAUAAACCUGGCCCCAUGAACCAAAACGGA